Cimex lectularius (bed bug) is the source of this 591-nucleotide messenger RNA. RefSeq lists its product as uncharacterized. Lineage: Eukaryota; Metazoa; Arthropoda; Insecta; Hemiptera; Cimicidae. The transcript has a single exon. The coding region runs from base 1 to 591 and encodes 196 amino acids. The record is from RefSeq and is a predicted model, not a curated record.
AUGGCAAGACAGGCUCAACACAGCUGGACAAAACACCUACCAAUUGGCCUACUGGGCAUCCGCUCCACUCUCAAUACCGAGGAACACAGCCCUGCCCAAAUGAUCUUCGAAACAAGCCUACGUCUAACAGGAGACUUCCUCGUGCCGUCAGAAGAAUCAAGAGAUCAUGACACCUACAUACGAGAACUCCAAGAGAGUAUGGCCUUAGUAAGGCCAGAACGGCGGAGACCAGCCAGAACAUCAUUCAUCCCUAAAGACCUCAUGACAUGCAGCCAUGUAUAUUUGAAGGUUGAAGGAAUACGGCGCACCCUCAUACCGCCUUACGAGGGGCCAUAUGAAGUCCUAGCACGAAGCAAGAAGACAAUACGAAUACGGCUGGAAGACAGGGAAACCACCGUAUCCAUAGACAAGGUGAAGCCAGCAUAUCUAGCUUGCGACUUAACCUCGUCAGCAACAGACACCCAGCCGACCAAUACGGAAACCGAUCCUGCACCACAGCCGUCGUCACGACCGCAGGAAACUGCUUCAACUCCAACGCUCAUCACUCGGUCCGGAAGGAUAGUUCGGAAGAAGAUCAUGUACAACGUGUAG